Messenger RNA from Asparagus officinalis (garden asparagus), 2942 nucleotides. RefSeq lists its product as uncharacterized. Gene Ontology annotation, biological process: charged-tRNA amino acid modification. The transcript has 9 exons. Gene Ontology annotation, molecular function: tRNA adenosine(64)-2'-O-ribosylphosphate transferase activity. The record is from RefSeq and is a predicted model, not a curated record. Lineage: Eukaryota; Viridiplantae; Streptophyta; Magnoliopsida; Asparagales; Asparagaceae. Gene Ontology annotation, cellular component: cytoplasm. Bases 13 to 1623 code for a protein of 536 amino acids.
GCGACGGCGGCGAUGGACUCCGACGAAAGAAUGAGCAUCUACAAAGCAACGCGAUGCAUCAAAAAGAAGCAGAACUCAAUCUACAACGCUCUCCGCUCGAUCUACGAGGACUCCGUCUUCGUCUCCGAGAUCGCAGGCCUCUGGCCCGAUCUCCCUCUCGUCGCCAAUCUCAGGUGCGGCCUCUGGUACUCCUCUCAAUUCGAGUCCACGUGUUACUUCAAGUCCACCGAUGGCCACUCCAACAAUUGCUCCUUCAGCACCGCUCGCCUCAAUCUCCACCUCGCUCAACUCGCUGGGCAGAGGGGAGGGUGUAUAGUGGUGGAUUCUACUCGUAAAGGGAAGAGGUUUCCUGAUAGCAUGUCGAAGACCAUACCGAUAUGGGCGUGUGUUCUGAAUCGGGCGAUUGCGAGGAGAUUGAAGAGGAGGUUUCAAGAUGAUGGUGAAUUGGAGUUAAAAAGUUUCUCUAGUGAGAUUGCUGAGAAUGGGGAGAUCUCAAUUUCUUGGGAUUGUUCUUUGCAUCUUCCUUUGUGGGUCCUUGGUACAGAAAAAGCAGCUAUAGAGAACCGUCUUGAAGAAUGGACCAACCAACUGGAAGCGUGUGGUGCUGAUAUUGAUUUUGUUAUAUCAUCUCUGAGAAAGCCUCUACGUCCAUUGUGGAUUUCGCAAAGAAGUCUUAUCUGGUUGAAUGAAGUACCUGAUUAUGAUUCUUGGGAUUUCACACCAAUCAUCUUAGUUUCAGCAUCUGCAACAAAUGGAAUAAUUCAACAAAGAACAACAUCUGAGUUCAGUUGGCAUUAUAUUCCUGGUGCUGGUGAUGAUGAAGAAAGCUGGGCCCGAGGGUUAUCACCUCAAUUAUUCUGGAAGCAUGCAUUUGAUAUCAUAGAUUCUGGACCUGAUAUGUUUAACCAGAAAGUCUCUGAAAUUGUUGAAAAAGAAAGAGUCUAUCGUUCCCAGAGAGGUGAAGUUUUGCCUCAAGUUAUAGCCAAGCAUCACAAAUCUCGGGAAAGUGCUUCCAUCACUGACAAACAAUCUGAUAUCAGUUGUCAACUUGUGAAUUCUGAACAACAAUGCAGCUCCAUUAACAUAAAAUCUUCUGAAAACGAGUGUUAUCUUUCGUGGAUAGGUCCAACUAGUGUUGCAUUAUGCAGAACUUGCCAUGUUGAGGAUGUUUCUCAUGGCGUUGACUGUCUGUUGAAUUGUGAUAGCAAGUCCGUUUCCUUUUGCUCUAAAUCCGAUUCUUCCUAUUUGCAUCUUCCUAUAGUGACCUCAAAGUUGGACCGGUUUUCAUUGAUGAACAACCUGUCUUCUGCAAUUGAUUUUGCAAAACAGAACUUGAGCAAACAGAGGAAACUUUUGAUUUGUUGUCAUGAUGGGGAAGACAUUAGUGUGUGCGUAUGUCUUGCUAUUAUUACAAUGUUGUUUGACGAAAAAGGAUCUUUUGAUGGGGGAAAGUCCUUCACGGAUACAAGCAUAACCAAGUUGGAGAUGAGAAAGCGGCUAGUAUUUGUAUGCAAAUUUGCAAUAAAUGCAAGGCCAUCUAGAGGAAAUCUGAGGCAGGUUUUUGGUUUUCUCAGUAGAGAAAGAGAAUCUGAGCCGACUUCUCACUGUGCCCAUGGCUUAUAAAAAUCUGUGAUUUUCUUUAAAAAGGGGGAAAAGGGACAAAUCUAUAUUAGUUAAGAAUUAGGAUUGUUAUAUCUAGUACCCGAGCUUGUUGUAGUUAGAUGUAGUAAUAUCUUUUCUGAUCUGGGAAAGUGUGCUUAGAAUAGAUGUUUUUUUUCCUCUUCUAAAUAUUUGCCAAGUAUGGCCCAUCACUUCAACUGCUAUACCUGUUGUGCAAUAUUUUUUUGGAAAGUAUGUACAAAAUUCAAUGACAGUUUGCAGAUCUUCUAGGCCUUAUCUGCAGUAUAAAUCUGUAUCUGCAGUACCAUUUAUUCUAGCAGAAACCAUAAUGGCUAGAGAUGUUAGAGUUUGCUCUUGGCUUGUAUCUAUCCACAUGGCACAAGAGAGCUUUUCCUGAAAAAUUAAAUGAGAAGAUCAAACUGGGAAAAGAAUGUUAGAUGAAGCCUAUGGGGGUGGACGAGGACCUGCUGUGCUUAUUGCUUCUCUGUGGCAGUCAAUAUUUUGGAUACUUAUGCUCAUGGAGAUUCUAUUUAGUCUUUCUGUUUGGACGGAGCUCUCUGAAGUUCAAUUAUUGCCCAGGUUCUAUCAGACCAGCAGAGUUCAAGAAAAGAUUUUGACAAUCAUGUAUAUUUUACUCAAUUCCUAGCUGCACUGAUGUUAGCUAACAGAGCAGUUCCUCAACUCAUGAGUGACAAAUAUCCUGCGAUUCUUUGCCAAUUAAUGUUGCCAGAUGCCCACUAAAAAACUUCAGCACUUGUGAUGGGAGAUAUUCUGGAGGACAUCAGUAUAAUGGUAUGAGCAAGUGAUGCUUUUCCUCCGAGUUGGGGAAAUUCCUUUGAUGAGAUGUUGAGUUACUGAUGCUGAAUCUGAAGCCAAUUUUAAACUCCAGUCCAUUUUGUUUGCCUUGCAUCAAGCUCACGCAUCUGGGUAAAUACAUUUUUGGUAGUCAUAGGAGAGCAAAUAUUUGUUAUGAGACAGCUGGAAUCAUCAUGGACAGGAGGAUUAUAGUCAAGGCCUCUUCAACCGUGGGACCAACCGAUGAAAGCACGGUCCUCUCCAAAAGAACAUUUAAUCAUACAACACAUUGCAAGAAAUUAUCCUGCAGCAAAAUGUGCAUUAUAUUUCCUGUUGCAACAGUAGCAAUUUUUUCAAUCAAAAUCUUUUUCUAGUGGCGAGUAUUAGGUUGUUCCUCCCACCAUGUCUUGUUUGUAAUAAAUACAAUUUCCUUUGCAAAUUGGUAGUUGUAAUUUCAGUUUGUUAAUUGUAAAAUCAUAAAGAUGGGAUAGAUAACAAAACCAGAGCCUUCCGGUGUUUCCGUGUAA